Messenger RNA from Cooperia oncophora, 234 nucleotides. The record is from the annotation of a GenBank genome assembly. NCBI's taxonomy places the organism in Eukaryota, Metazoa, Nematoda, Chromadorea, Rhabditida, Trichostrongylidae.
AUGCGCAGAGUGAAUUUUGGUAUUGCUGAAGCGGACAAGAAGGGUGCUGUUUCAGUCACACGAUGGGAGUGUGCGCUUCAGCUGAAAAUCGGAGACAAAUACGCCAAAAAGAACGGUUCUUCAUUCUGGCAAAGCCAUGCACAGGUCGUUUGCACGCUAAUGAAGUUUGAGCUCUGGAAAUGGAGAAAGCGUAAUCUAGUCAGCCUGCUCAUGUACACCGCUAGCUGUCGAUAA